Molecule: messenger RNA, 5182 nt
Organism: Amoebophrya sp. A120
Lineage: Eukaryota; Dinophyceae; Syndiniales; Amoebophryaceae
Source: the annotation of a GenBank genome assembly
CUCCAGGUACUUCUUUUUUUUUCGGGGGGAAAAAGGGAAGUACAUUCUAGCUCUAGUAGUAGCUUGUGUUCACGCACUGAUGCUGAAUGUAGUACUCUGUUGAACUGAAGCGAACAACCUGUAAAAAUGGCGAUCACGCAGCCCGCGAGCAUGAACGCGGGCAAAACCCAGAUGACUCCGGAGGAGCAGCUGGAGGACCUGACCAGGAGGUUUCAGUUGCUGGAGGGGGAGAGAAAAGCCACGUAUGAGACCGCCCAGCUCAACAUCCGACAAAAUAAAGAAAUCAUCAAGCAGAUGAAGGUAAGUACAACGGGCACCAGUUUUCGUCUUCUCUUUGUUUGUAACUUGAUCAUGUUUUGCAUUUCCAUCAAAAUAUUUCUUGUAUUCCAUGCGCCGAUGAAAGUUCGACGGUGCCACCAAUGCAAAAAAAACCAUUUCACUUUCAGGAUGAGUCCAAGAUGUUGCGACAGCAGAUAGCGCUCCACCGCAACGAAUCCGCUCCAAGUACGGAAAAGCAGGUCGAGGAGAAGACCGCCCACUGUACUAUUUCCUGAAUCACAUCAGUAGGCUUUUGUGAUGCAGCAUGAAGUAUGUAUGUCUAUGUUUAUAUGGAGUGGGUUUGAUGAGAAACAAACAGAAAGCCAGUUUCUGAUGCGAUUAUUUGCAGAACGGAAGGAACAAUGAUGCACAUGUUUUUGUCUUGAGAUACAUAAGGGUAAAAAUCCUAAUCGUAUAUUCAAGCUACAAGAAUGGAUGCUGCAACUGCAUGCGAAAAGGAAAUAGCAAAAACACUAUGAUCACGAACCGCGAAUAUAACAGGCAACACCCUGAAGCGGCAGUUGGAUAACUUGAGACACGAGACCUCCACGAAAAAGCAGUACAUGGAGGACAUGAGGUAUGGAAGCGUCAGGAUGGAAAUCAUCAAAGUUGAAAUAGUUUGUCAUGCAUAAAAUGCAACCUACAAAAUGCCUGUCUUGCAGAGUAGGCAAGGGGGGCAGAUUGUAAGCCUGUUGCGGGGUAGAAAUAGUAGCAUUACAAAAGCCGCCUUCCUUGCCCAAACAGCAUGACAAACUGGAUUUCGGUUUUACCCAAAUUUGUCACGCACCGCUUGGAAAUUGGGCUUCCAACUGGUAUCCGUGUUAUGCAUCACAAAUCAUUUCAACUCUGACGAUUUCGAUCCCGACACUCCCAUAUGAGGUCAAAGCUCGAGGACUUGGAGGAUGCCAGUAACAGCCAGAACAUUGGUAGCACCGCACAGUCGAGGCAGAUCCGAGUGCUGGAGAACCGCCUAGACAAGGCAAUGAUCAAAUACAACGAAGCCCAGACCAUCCGACGAACGUAGUUCUAGUUUGUGGUCUAUUGCGAUGCAUUCUGAAUUCUGAUGAAGCUCCUCUUUCUUACUUCUACUAGGAAUGCGACUGCCUGUACCUCCUGUCGCAGUGAAAGUGUUGCAUGACUUUCAUGAGUGGUUCACUAAAACAAGCAUGUGGAAGUGAGAUGAAGUGCGAACCUAGUCUCGAGAACCAAUGAUCCUACAAAAUUCAGUGACUUCUAAAAUCAGAUACGAGCAAAUUGUGAAGCGGUUACGCGAAGAGCGAACGGGGUUCGAUUCCCAGUUGGCGCAACUGGAGGAGACUUUGAGGGCGAGGGAAAAGGACUACGAGGAGCUGUUACUGCUCAGUCACGACGCCUACCACGCGAAGGAGAUGGCACAGGCAGAAUUGCACCGAUUCGAACAAGGGGUUAUGGAGGAGAGAAAUCAAAGGGAUAAGGAGGUACUGCUAUUAAGAGUACGUAGCGUUAUCCCUUUCUCCUGUUUUCCAUGCAACUCACUGCUGCGAAGAAGGCCGAGACUGUGAUGCAAAUAAUUUUUCAUGAUCGUUCCGCAUAAAUCCUAUUACAGGUGCAAGAGAAGAAAGCGCUAGUCCAACAGCGAGUCGAGAUGAACCAGAGGCUGCAGCAGCGGGAAAGAAUGCUGAAGCAGCAGCAGGAUCUGGACCGAGCAGGAGAGAUCGCAUUGAAGACCACCAGCGCCAUGGCAGAUUUGGCCGCUGGUACACAAGAAAUUGAAAUUAGAAAUAGGAUGAAGAUCAUGAUCUAUCUCUUAGAAGUGUUUUUUGGCAUGCAUAGUUGUGCAAGAUAGGCUUCAUUUUCUCCCUAUGCAUGAGGAAGGGGCCGGCACUCCUGGACCUUAUGUUCCUUUAUUUUCCAUUGCAUGAAAAAAAAACAGGUAUCAGCAGCACGCAAGCUGAGGAGGAGAGGCAUCGCCUGCAGGACUACGAGGAAGCGUUCCGAAGAAUCAAGGAAGCAACGGGCGUGUACUAUUUUUGUACUUAGUUCAAGACGAAGUGUCAGUGUGGCCUCCUCUUGCUUCUUGGAGCUGCACCGCGUUUAAAAGUUUAGUUUGCAUGCCAAAUAUCUACAUAAAUUAAAAUUUAAAUCCCCAAUCAGGUCCGACGUGAACGAAGUCAUCCAGAAAUUCCUGACGCAAGAGGACACACAAAACCAGCUCCUCAAGCUCACCGUCGAGUGCCAGGCAAAGAUCGAUAGUUUGGCCGAGCAAAGGCGGCAAUUGAAGGGCAUGGUGGACGAGCGCAAAUUCAGCUCGGCAGGAAACAUCGGGAAGCGGCAGGUAUAGAUAGUGCCGGACGUCUUGUUUUGGACAAAGUUUCAGUUUGACUUCGAUCAAGAUCGGUAAUGCGCGAUAAAGUUAUCCUUACUUCUUGGUAAGCAGUAAGUACUUACCUGCUGCAACUCCUAGCGCAGCACUUGCAGUUGCAGGCCCAUCGCACGCUCGAGGAGCCACGUACUUUUACGCUCUUCUGUGAUGAAGACCGAACCUACUGGUGAACAAAUGAAACCAUCAGGUCGUGGACGAUUUCGAGACCCACCUCUCCGAGGCUAGUGCCAAAUGCUCCAGAAACCAGGGCAAAUACGAGCGAAUAGCGAAGGUCUUGAUCGACCUAAAGACCGGUGUGGACCACCUUGCCACGAAGUUAGUCAGCAUCAAGCUCGACGGUAUUAUACAUGAUUUUUCGCUUUGAUUUAUUUUGCUUUUGGUUUUCAACAUCAUGUCACCGAACAUGCAUGGCGUCAUCGAGAAGAAGAUCGGGAAGCAGAGGCUAUUGUGCGUUGCAGUAGGGUGGCCUAUCUCGGUAGUCAAACAACCCUGAAGUAGAAACGUGAUCAUAUUGCAGGCGAAUCUCCGAUCGAAGUGACGGACGAGACGGUGGAGGAUGUGCUUUCGCAGUGUGAGUUCAAGUUGAGCAAUAUCAAACAAAAAAGUGUUAACGUUAACGGUUUUCAUAGAUUGCAAAUAUGCAUCACAAAUCUUGCCUAGCAUGCAUGCUAUGCAUGACAAAUUUGGGCACGUUUUGUGGUGCGUUACUGCAUCACAAAUUCCGUUAACGUUAACACUUUUUCCUGUGAUAAGCAAGCUGAUGUCAAUCACGCACUUGGAGGGCGCCAAGAUGGGCAAGGCACAAGCAGCGAAGAUCGAUCUGGCAUAGUACAAGAACCUUCUUGAAGAUGACUGCUACUCCUACUGCUUUGAUGAUUCGGGAUACUAUAUACGUCCUUUAUUUUUUUUGCAUGCUGUGCACCUGCAGGGAGCAACCAAUGCAAAGUUCUUUCGCUUUCCAAAAAUUGUUCACAACAUGAAAAUCAGUUAUGAGGAGAAGAUGAUGCAGAAGUCGCAGUCUGACAUUCGGGUCCACACCCACGACCAGGAUGAUGAGGAGCUCGAUGAUGACGAAUUCGAAGACGACGUCGAAGAGGACGUCUGGAACCGCCGGUCUAUCAAGCACAACUCGCAGGUCAUUCACGACCAAAACACCAAGCGCAAGAAGCGCGCUGCGGGCAAGAAGAAGUAAGUUGAUAGUUCUUCAAAAAGAAAAAGGUCUCAGAACUUCGAGAAGUAGGUAUGAAAGUGGCGGAAAUGAUUCGGAGUUUCUCGGAACUUGAGUGAGUUAUUUCAUCUUCUUGAAUCAGACGUACUUACUUUUGUGUAGUUUUCUGCACAGCAGCAGCGAGAGCUGCAAAAAAUCAGACUUAGCAGACCAGAAAGACAAACGGUUCAGACAUUAUAUCAGACACAACUUCUUGUUCGGAUUCAGAUUAAUAAAUUAUUCGUGAGAGCAAGCGGUGUUAAUACGCAAUUUAGAAAAAUCAGACUAAUAGCAGAAAACAAGAAAUUUGAAUUUAUUAGCAGAGUGAACAGCAGCCUGUUCUUGUCUCAAUCGACGACGCCAUCGUGUAGGCAGAAGAUGGUAAGCCGCAGAGUUUGGCUGUACCAGCAGGAACUACAGGCAACUCUUGAUUAAGAAAUGGUUUUAUCAGACUCACCCUUUACCUUUACGAAUCAGUAUCAGACAGCUUUUUACAGUGAAUCAAAAAUAUAUACGCAGAAAAUGUUUUACUAAAGUUACAGUCACAGCAGUUUUAUGGUAAUUUGUUCAGGAAGAAUGUUCUUGUCAGACCAGAGUUCAAUACCAUUUUAGCAAUUGUUUAUCAGGACAGCAUUAACCAGACUUCGUUUUAUAGCUUAAGAACCAGACUUCAGAAACUAGUGUUUAAAUUUGUCAGACAAUACAGCAAAGAGCCAGUAGCUUUAAUUGCCUGGAACUUCAUCUAGUCGGUCUCAGCUGCGUGGUGACUACAGCACCAACUUUCGUGUGAGUCUUACAAAAUGGAUUUGUAUACUAUCGUGAGAACUCAAUCUCGUUUCAGCGUUUUCUAGCGUCAUGAUUAAGUUUGGUAUUCUCGUAGUGUCCGUCCCGUCAACGACGUGGAGGUGAACUAAAAUCGAAGCGGUUUAAUGUUUCUCCCGUCGUAGUUCGGUCUCGUCUAGAGAAGCUGCCUACACGCUGCACAGGAGUACUGCUCGUGAUUCACAUGGAACCUACCUCCAGAGCUACCGAGUUACUAAACCUUAUUCAUCCAUAUCGCUCUCGCUAAACGCUUUGUAGAGCUGAUGUAUCGAAGAUGUCAAAAAAUCGUGAUGUAUUUUCAACUAUCCUCGAGCAGGACGACAGACUGAGGCCUCUGUUUCGGAGAGAAGUUUCAGCCGCGAAGAUACAAAAACGAAGACGAAGAGGAAGGAACAACGCCUGCUGCUGUACGAUUUCACGAUUCGAAACGAAAUGGAAAAGAUGAAGAGGUACUAGUAGAAACGCUUCCCUGG